UCAAACUUAGAGAGAGAGAGAGAAGAGAGAGAGAUGGGUUCCAUAUGCGAAGUGAAGCCCCAUGCCGUGAUGAUUCCAUACCCAGCUCAAGGCCAUGUGAACCCAAUGAUGAAGUUCGCCAAGCUUCUUUACUCCAGAGGCUUCCAUAUCACCUUCGUCAACUCUGAGUUCAACCACAAGCGCUUGCUCCGAAGCAGAGGUCCUCACGCCGUCGACGGCCUCCCGGACUUCCGCUACGAGACCAUCCCCGACGGCCUUCCUCCCUCCGACGCCGACGCCACCCAACACAUCCCUUCUCUCUGCCACUCCACCAGCACCACCUGCUUCGACCCUUUUGUCAGGCUUCUCCGUCGCCUUCAGAGCUCGGCCUCUGCCGGCCAUGUCCCUCCCAUCACCUGUGUCGUCUUCGAUGGGGUCAUGACCUUUUCCCUCAAAGCUGCUAAUGCUUUGGGAAUUCCUAGCGCGUUGUUUUGGACUGCCAGUGCUUGUGGCUUUGUUGGGUAUGCCCAGUAUCGCUAUCUGGUUGAUCAAGGCCUCGUUCCACUCAAAGAUGAGAGUUGUCUGACAAAUGGAUUCCUGGAGACGAAAGUGGAUUGGAUUCCAGGAAUCGACAACCUCAGAUUAAGGGACAUCCCAAGUUUCAUCAGAACCACCGACCCAAACGACAUAAUGCUCAACUACUUCAUCGGAGAAGUCAAAGCAGCUCAUGAAGCCACCAUGAUCAUCAUCAACACCUUCGACGAAUUUGAACAAACCUCCCUGCAAUAUCUUUCUUCCAUCUACUCUGCUCCCAUUUUCACCGUCGGCCCUCUCCCUCUCCUCCUCCAACAAAUUCCUCAAAACCACAAGCUCAUGUCCUCCAUAGGCUCCAACCUCUGGAAAGAAGACACCCAUUGUCUCCAAUGGCUUGAUUCUCAAGAACCCAGCUCCGUCUUUUACGUUAACUACGGCAGUAUCACCACCAUGACCUCCGACCAUCUGGCCGAGUUUGCUUGGGGUCUCGCCGCCAGCAAGUGCCAGUUCCUGUGGGUGGUCAGACCCGACCUCGUCGAAGGCGGUUCCGUGAUUUUCUCCAAGGAGUUUAAGGAAGAGACGGAAGGAAGAGGGCUCAUAGCGAGCUGGUGCUCACAGGAACAGGUGCUGAACCACCCGGCGGUCGGAGGGUUUUUGACGCAUUGUGGGUGGAACUCGACGGUGGAGAGCGUGUGCGCUGGGAAGCCGAUGGUGUGCUGGCCGUUUUUUGCCGAGCAACAGACGAACUGCCGGUAUGCGUGUGUUGAGUGGGGUACGGGAAUGGAGGUAGGGCCGGACGUGAAGAGGGAGGAGGUAAGGAGGAUGGUGGUGGAGGUGAUGGAGGGGUCGUCGGAGAAGGGGAAGGAGAUGAAGGAGAAGGCUUUGGAGUGGAAGAAGAAGGCGGAGGCGGCGACUAGGCCCGGUGGUUCAUCUUAUCAGAAUCUAGAAAAAGUCCUUGAUAUGAUGCUGAAGAACUUCAACCCUGCUUUGUAAGGGAAACUUUUUUUUAAAUAUAUUUUUAAUUUUAAUGCAAUCUCAGAAAGGUCUCAAUAAUCUUCAUGUGUUGUUGUUAUGGUGUGGUUGAAUAUAAUAAUA
This is a messenger RNA of Neltuma alba, 1608 nucleotides long. Its product is annotated as 7-deoxyloganetin glucosyltransferase-like. Bases 34 to 1506 code for a protein of 490 amino acids. The transcript is spliced from 4 exons. Lineage: Eukaryota; Viridiplantae; Streptophyta; Magnoliopsida; Fabales; Fabaceae. The record is from RefSeq and is a predicted model, not a curated record. Gene Ontology annotation, molecular function: quercetin 3-O-glucosyltransferase activity; quercetin 7-O-glucosyltransferase activity.